CACUCAACGCAUAGAGAAGAAUAGUUUUGCUAUAAGGAGGACAGAGCCGGGAGGAGUGAAUGGAUCAGUGCUCCAAUGCAUCAAACGCGCUCAUUGGACACCCUCCUAUAUCCGCGAAAGAAACCCUACAUGCCCGUUAUGCCCUGCCGCGGAGGCUAGAGAUUUUUGCCAAGAGAAGGGAAAACGCAGAGGACUCUGAAGUCGGGACACUCCUUCGUUUGAGUUGACUGUAACGUUAGUUCGUCUGUGCACUGUUUUCAAUCUCCUGUGAGCCUAGCGUCGGAGAGGGGGGAUUCAGCCAAGCAGGACAACAACUGUAGGCAAGAUGCAGGGGGUUUCAGCAACAACUGACCUCCCUCCCUCCUCUCUACAGUGCCAGUGUGGAUCGGUGGACUUCCAGUGUUCCCCGCGGCUGGCGAAGAAAGACCUGCCCCCUCCCAGACAAUGUCACGUCCGGCCUGCCGUAAAGCCCCGCCCCCAGCCCACAGCCACACCCACCUUUCAGAAACCUCAAGUGCCCCCUAAACCCCCCUUCCUGCUGGUCCUCGGACAGGAUAAGAAGCCCAAGAGGAUUCCCCCAGCCCCCUCCAGGCCUCUGCCUGCCCCUCCACCUCCACCCAAACCACGGCCCAGCCAGACACCACCUGGCCUGGCCACACAGUCUCAGAGAGAGGCCCAGAGCGUGGGGCUGCUCAUCGAGAGGUUUGAGAACUCCAGGGUUCCAAUACUUGGCGUCCCUCCGAGGAAUCAGCUCCACUUGUGCCUGAGUAUGGACGCGACAUCCAAAACCACAACUCGCUCUGCCCCUGACCCCACAGCACAUGCCCCUUCAGGGUCAGCAGGAGCAAAGGACUCUGGGGAACCCUCCCCCGCCGACAAACUUGCUCUUAUCGUCUCGGAGCAGACUGAUGAGGUCACCGAGCUGAGGGAACUUUCGUGCCUGGCCUCACUCCGCAUUGACGGCCCCGGUGACGUUCAUUUGGACUCUACAGAGGACGACCUCAACGUCGUCCAUGGCGAUCGAGUUGGUUGCCUUGACAACACGGAGAGGGAGGAGAGAGACUCUUCCCAUGAGCUCCAGGACAAUCCGGACUCACAGUCCUCGGAGCAGAACGGAAACGGGAAGAUUCCCAACCGGGACAGCGGGAUUGACAGCCCAUCGUGCGCAGCAGAGGGCGAGGUGUUCCCCAACGAGGACGCCAUCGACGAGGAGGAGCGCUACGACAGCGUCACGGAGACAGAGACUAGCGUGUCCUGCUGCGUAACACUGGGCAACAAGCGUGACUCCACGCAGGACGAGGACAGUGACCUGGAUGAGGUCAGCAGUGGCGAGACAGAGGGAGGGGAGAAGGCGGACACACACACAGAGGUACACAGGUACUCAGAGACCCAGAGGUUACUGAACAUCGCCAGAGAGCUCCUUCACACUGAGGAGGCCUACGUCAAAAGACUCAACCUCCUAGACCAGGUAUUUUGCACUAAGCUGACUGAAGCUGGAAUCCCUCAGGAUGUGAUAACGGGGAUCUUCUCCAACAUAUCCUCCAUCUACUGCUUUCACCACAAGUUCCUGCUCCCUGAGCUCAAGACACGCAUCACUGGAGAAUGGGACUCAAACCCACGUAUUGGAGACAUCCUCCAGAAGCUGGCUCCAUUUAUGAAGAUGUACGGAGAGUACGUGAAGAACUUUGACCGUGCUAUGGACCUGGUCAACACAUGGAGCCAGCGGUCAUCACAGUUCAAGAGUGUGGUCCAGAACAUACAAAAGCAGGAUGUGUGUGGGAACCUGACUCUCCAGCACCACAUGUUGGAGCCUGUGCAGAGGAUUCCGCGCUAUGAACUCCUGCUCAAGGACUAUCUAAAGAAACUGCCUGAUGAUGCACUGGACAGGAAGGACACGGAGAAAGCACUGGAACUCAUAUCCACAGCAGCCAACCACUCCAAUGCUGCCAUCAGGAAAAUGGAGAAGAUGAACAAACUGCUGCAGGUCUAUGAGAGACUGGGGGGAGAGGAGGACAUCGUGAACCCAGCCAACGAGCUCAUCAAAGAGGGACACAUCAAGAAGAUGUCUGCCAAGAAUGGGACGGCCCAGGACCGAUACCUCUACCUGUUCAACAACAUGGUGCUGUACUGCGUUCCCAAGCUGAGGCUGAUGGGGCAGAAGUUCAGUGUGAGAGAGAGGAUCGACAUCGCUGGGAUGGAGGUCAGGAAGGAGGUGCAAGAGAACGUGAAGCAGAACCUCCCUCACACGUUCGCCAUCAUCGGCAAGCAGCGCUCACUAGAGCUACAGGCCAGGACGGCUGAGGAAAAAGAAGACUGGAUACAGGUGAUCCUGGCCACCAUAGAGAAGCACAAGCAGAACAGUGAGACCUUUAACAAAGCCUUCAAUAGUUCCUUCUCCAGGGACGAAGACCACCUGCCAGACUCACCGGGUCCCUGGAGCAACACAUCCGUAGACUCAGACAGUGAAAGACUGCAAGAAAGGAAAAGUUCCAAGAAGAAGGAAAAAGAGACAUGUAAAGGCUGCAACGAGAGCUUCAACUUUACCAAGCGCAAGCACCACUGCAAAGCCUGUGGAGCGGCCAUCUGUGGUAAAUGCUCUAAGAUGUUGGAGAAUAAGACAUGUCGUGUGUGUCCUGAGUGCUUCGAGACUAGCCAGGGCCCUGAGGGGCCUGCAGGGGCCCCAGUAGAGCUGAAGAGGAAAGCUACAGCCGAGAAGCAGGUGUCUCUGUCGGGGGACAACUGUCUGCUGUGUGCCCAGCUGCAGGUGCAGGAGAAGGGCAAGAGCUGGACCAAGACCUGGGUGGCCAUCACCAAGACUGAACCACUGGUGCUCUACCUGCAGACCAGCGGACAGGACUCUCGCGGGGCACGGGCCAUACCCCUUCCGGGGUUUGAGGUGAGCGUGGCAGCGCCAUCGGCAACAGAGAAGUCUGAGCUUAAGCACGCGUUCCAGCUGAGUCACUCCCAGCAGGCUUUGCUGUUCAGCGCCCAGGAUACAGAAGUCCAGGCCAAGUGGGUGGAGCUUCUCUCUAGAGCCGCCCGCGGGGAGAUGCCCACAGACACGCCCUUCAGCCUGACGGAGCACAGGGAAAGCCAAUAGGGCGCCUCCGCUGAAGCCACAGGACCCUCCUUCCCACCUUUCACCCCUCUCCUGUGGACAGAGCACACGUUACUUGAAUUCACUUUUCCUUUGCACUUUUUAUUUUCUUUGAAGGGAGGGAAGAUUUCCCCCCUCUGCUGCCACUUCACCCUUUCCUCCACCAGACACACAUUUACACACAGACUUGCUCUCUCUUUCAUUCGCACACUCUAGCUAUCUCUCUCUCUCUCUCUCUCUCUCUCUCUCUCUCUCUCUCUCUCUCUCACACACAUUACACAUACACACCUGUUUCACCAACUCCGCCACCAUUGUAUGCGUGGUUACAUUAUAUUUCUCUCAGUGUUCUCUGCAGUUCAAGAAGAACAGAAGACUCUUUGAUUUAAUGUUUAGAAUUAUAGCCGAAGUCAUUUAUUAGAUGGAUCCUGUAUGAUUUUGUAAAAAGGUGAGGUUCCUUGUACAUUGUGUGACUGUGAACCAUUAACCCCUGUCAGUCUGUCUGUCUGUGUGUGUGUGUUGCUCCUGUGUUUUAUUUCAAUAUUCAAUGUUAGCGUAUUGAACCCUACAUGCAGAUACCCCCUCUCCCCACCACUGUGGACCCAGUGGCAGCUCAGUGGUGAUUGUACAGUGUGUAUACUAUCGUGUGUCAUUAACUAAAAUAACUCAAUUUUAACUUAAGAGAUGUGAACGAACGCUUGUGGCUGGCCACCUGAAGCUCCCACAAUCAGCCUCCCAACUCCUCACACCCCUUCUCACCCCCCAAACACACCCUACUCCCUUGCUGUGUCCCAGUGUUUUAAAAAUGACGUUCUUUCUUUGCUCUCCCUCCUUUGUAAACCACUUAAUCUGACUGGAUAGUCGAUUCAAUAUGGUGGAUUUUGUUCCUCUUCCACUAGUAGACUGGGUGGAGUUCCUGCCAAUGUUGUUUUGACCUGUCCAGUAACUGAAGAGAGGAAGCCACUGUAGAGGAUCAGGACAUUACUUACUACAGAUCUAGGAUCAGCUUCCCCUCCCCAAAUCACCAUCUUGGGAAACAACGCAAAACUGGCCUUAAAUCAGUUUCUACAGACAAUGUAUAGCUAGUCCCUUGCUCCUGUAUGGUCUUGCUCCCUCCCUCCUCUCUCUAUCAACUCUGCCCUCAGCAGCCAGGAAUAUACUCCCAAUUCCUGUUUCUACCGCUCACCUGCUCUGCCCCUUCUGGUCACGUGAUAGAAACCAUAGCCACAAUACAAGUACUGGCUAAGCAAAUUUAAGCUUGAUCCAAAAAUAUGGUAGGAGGCUUCGUAUGGAGGGUGUGACGCAAUUGCGGAGCCUUCAGAGGCAUGCAGAGGCCAAAUCAAUCUUCCUACCACAUCGCCGUGCGCCUCUCAAAUUUUGUAACAAUGCAGAGGGCUCCGUAUAGCUCCACAAUGGCAUGAUUGGUUGACGGUAGGUGGGGGCGGUACGUCCUGUAUAAAUACAAACUCACUUCCUUGACAACUUCCUUUACAAUAGCUCUGCCCUGCUCCGCUAAACGCAAGAAGUAUGAAAGCCCUGAUGUCUGCGGAGGCUGCAUCGCAGAGACAGCCACUUUAGAUCUCGGAUUGACCAUGCAAAGCCUUUAAGACUGUGUAUUUUGCCUUGUCCCCCUCUACUCCCCAACCCCCCUGGCACCAGCUUGUAAAUAACCAGAGGACUGUUCAGUGGCUCUCUAUGUGCAUGUAUAAACUCACUCAUAUUUAUGUACCGUACUCUGAAAACCCCAGUGCCCCUCUUUCCUCUUUGCCGUACUGUAAAGUGAGCAGACUCAGUGUUGCGUGUUUUAACCCUGGCUUGUGCACUGUGGAUAAGCAGUCAAGCAUAUCAUCAAUAAAGAGACGAAUGGCUCACUCAGUGUUAUACUGUCCAACAUGA
Salmo salar (Atlantic salmon) is the source of this 4990-nucleotide messenger RNA. RefSeq names its product FYVE, RhoGEF and PH domain-containing protein 3. NCBI's taxonomy places the organism in Eukaryota, Metazoa, Chordata, Actinopteri, Salmoniformes, Salmonidae. Gene Ontology annotation, molecular function: metal ion binding; guanyl-nucleotide exchange factor activity. The record is from RefSeq and is a predicted model, not a curated record. Gene Ontology annotation, biological process: cytoskeleton organization; filopodium assembly. Gene Ontology annotation, cellular component: cytoplasm.